GUUUUGUCAUGGAGAACAUAUUGUGGUUAAACGAAAAGGCGUCUGGAAUCAGGUUAAUCCAUUUUUCUCUUCCACUAUUUUACAGGAAACUGCCAUCGUCCAAAAAAUUACAGAGGAUGCACGCUAUGUAGCCGGCGAGGUUAUUAAAUCUCUUGAGAAACGAAAGCUUGGUUACAAUCAAACCGAUCUGCAUAACGUAAUAAAAUCUAUGCUGGCAGCUGUAGAUUCAAGUUCCAAACAACAUGCAAGACUAAAGGUCACAAAUAUGUAUAUGCUAGAUUUAGCAAUACACAUAUUGGCAAAUGCUGAAGUGAGGUUUCAGAAAAUAGAUGAUGAUUUUCAGAGGGCAAACGAUCCUCUAAUAUAUUUCAGCAGCAAGAAAGAAGAGUACUUCAACAGCUUUAAGAUUCGAUGUAACGGAGAUGCAAACAUUACUAUAUUUGCUGAAAUUUUGUCUAGAAAACUUAAAACAGCCAUGCACCAGGCAGUCUGUGACAAAGCCAGCCUUGAAAUUGUAGACAAAAUGAAGUCCGAUUGUCCGGCAUUUAAUGGGAAUCGAUCAAAUUUAGAAAACUACAUUUUGAUACAUUUAGCAGAGAAGGAACAAUUCGUGGAAUUUAAGGAAUACAUUCAGAAACCAAAACAAUAUUUUGAAAAAUACAUUACAGAAGGUGUUGAGGAAUAUUGCUCAGCAAAAGAAAAUAUUAAAAUUCGAGAAAUAUUUGAGUCCUGUCUUGAGUUUUACACGGGAAAAGUUUCCACUGCAAUUACGAAUUCAAUCACAGCCGUCCAGUCAAACAAAGGCGAUGGAUCAUCGUGGCUGGAUGAAUUUUGUAAACAGCUUGGUGACAACAUCCAUUUCCCAAGGCACAGUUUGAUUAGAGCUGACUACAAAGACAUACAUGACAUUCCCUGCUUUAGAUAUGAACUAGCCACAAAAUUGGAAACCAUGGUGGCAGAGUUGAAAAAAGAAUAUUCUACAGCAUCCAUAAGGGAUAUAGAAGACGUAAGGAACAAACCUCAAGACAUGCUACGUGAACAGAUGAGUGGGUGCUGGGUGCAGUGCCCAUUCUGUAAAGCCAUCUGCACAAACACAAUACCCGGUCAUGACGAAAACCACCGCAUUCCGAUUCAUCGGCCAGAGGCAGUGACAGGGGGGAAAUGGUGUAAAACAGAUACUUUUUCCAUUGAUAUUUGUACAAGUUUAGUUGCAAGUGACUGGUGGUUAAUGCUUUCAGAAGACAAUGAAAUACCAUAUAAGGAUUAUCGUACAGCAGGGCCAAAAUAUGCAAGUUGGAACAUCACGCCGGACUUAACCGUUCAACCAUAUUGGAAAUGGUUUGUCUGCAGAUUUAAGUCAGACCUAGAGAGGCUUUACAAACUACAAUUUACAGGCCGUGGCACCAUUCCAGAGGGCUGGACAAAAAUUACAAAGGAUGAGGCGAUUGCAGACUUAUGGAAGAAAUAGUUUCAACACAAUUAUCAAGUUACUAAAUGGGAACAAUUGCUCAAUGCGACGUCAGUUUGUCAUUCGCCUUCUUCGUGCUAUAAAUGCAUUUUAUUUACAGUAGCCCAUUAGAUCUUGAUCAUUAAACAAACGUAUCCUUUAUUUUAUAUUUCACUAUCAUUUGGGAAUGGUGUAGCUUUGUGUGUUCUCUGAUUGAUAUCGUAAUUAACAUUGGCGCAAGACUCAAUUACAACGUUAUCAUUGGUUGACAUCAUUUGGCCAAUGCUAUGUCAUAGAUAUUUUCAGUUAGUGGGCCGGGAUGACGUUGAUGAAUACUGAGUUUAGUCAACAGCGGAAUGGGACUUAAAAUCUCGGGCUGCUUCGUGCUUGUAAAGAAAACCACUUCUCCCAACUUGGAAGAAAGUGCUUGGUAAUUUCACUGAGUAGCUCGGACUUCUGGUGUUUCAUAGUCAUUUGGAAUUGGCAUAAACGGCAUCCUUUGCUUGAGGAAAUAACGUAAAUUACUUAGUUGGUUGAAUAUGUUAUGUGACCGGAUUGCCCACUGC
Messenger RNA from Petromyzon marinus (sea lamprey), 2013 nucleotides. Its product is annotated as interferon-induced very large GTPase 1-like. The record is from RefSeq and is a predicted model, not a curated record. NCBI's taxonomy places the organism in Eukaryota, Metazoa, Chordata, Hyperoartia, Petromyzontiformes, Petromyzontidae.